ACUGUGUUAGUGGAAGUUUGCACCGUAUUGGAUCUGACGGGGCCUCUUUCAAGUAGGUAGGGCCGGUCUGGAGAGUGCAGUCAGCGGAGAGAAGCCUGGCAUGAUGGAGAAGCUGUUUGUCUUGGUCUUUGCUCUCACCCUGCUGGCUUUCUCCUCAGAAGCCUCCCCGAUUCUGACAGAAAAGCAAGCGAAACAGCUCCUGAGGUCCAGGCGGCAAGACAGGCCCAGCAAACCUGGAUUCCCGGACGAGCCCAUGCGGGAGUAUAUGCACCACCUCCUGGCCCUGGAGCACCGUGCUGAGGAACAGUUUCUGGAACACUGGCUGAAUCCUCACUGCAAGCCACACUGUGACAGGAACAUUGUCCAGCCUGUGUAAAGGACCUGGGGCCAGCUCGCAAGCACGCUGACAAGGCAGUGAUCCAGAGACUGCUAGGACAGAGAGAAGCUCAUCUUCUAUUUGAUCUAAAACCUUAGAAACAAUGUCUUCUGACCUCAAGAACUUGUGGUCCUUAGUGGGCAGCCAGAAUUGGCCUUGGGGGAAGUGGAGAACAUGCAUUCUGCUCCCUUUGGCUAACCUGCCUACAGUGUGAAAACAGACAGGUGGAAGCAGGGCUCCUGAGGGCCUCCCUGCUGGUUUGCAAGGAUAGGCAGAACCGAAGUCCUUCCUUAGAGGGGUGGAGCUGGGGGCUGCAGAACAGGCCUGUGGCAGGGCAUCUGUCCUGGGGACCCUGCGGAUAUCUUGUUCAGAGAGGGAAGGGCAUCACUUGGGGCUGCUGAGGUUUGGGUCAUCUGCUUUUUCAUUUCUUUGCUGAACUAAUAAAGGCCAGUGCUUAGUCUU
Messenger RNA from Rattus rattus (black rat), 838 nucleotides. It is a transcript of the gene C9H17orf67, whose product is annotated as chromosome 9 C17orf67 homolog. NCBI's taxonomy places the organism in Eukaryota, Metazoa, Chordata, Mammalia, Rodentia, Muridae. Bases 101 to 376 code for a protein of 91 amino acids. The record is from RefSeq and is a predicted model, not a curated record. The transcript has 4 exons.